AUGCUGUUAUCCCGCCGGCUCCCCCGCAAGCUUCCCUCUUCAUUGAGACAGUUCUCUGCAUCUGCCAUCUUGCCGAAUGUCCACAAAGUUCCUUGUAUCGGUGAUAUAUUACACAGUGAUUCGUCAACAACCGAUUUCAAAACGCGGGUGUCCGCUUUUCACAAACAGCUGUCCGAUGCCAGAAAUGCGAAGUCAAAAGCCAGCGAUCUCUCUUCCCCUGGUAAUGCUGAGAGAGCGGGAAUCGUGAAGAGUAUACUGUAUGGCUCGAGGGAGGGGCAGAAGGAAGAGGCAGAGAUGGAACAGAGCUACUCGAAAGUCAUGGCGAGGGGGAAGUACGUGCAUGCCAUUGAGAUCCAUCACGCCAAACCGGAUAGGGUUGAGGACUAUGUGAAGCUGGUCGGGGGGGUAUACCCAGCUAUUGCGACUGAUAAAGAGAACAACUGCCAUCUUGUUGGGAGUUGGAAGACGGAAGUUGGCGAAUGUGACACUUUUGGUGGGGUUAGCUCCUGUUUGUUGGUAAGGAUACCUGCUAACCUAGAGGCCAACAGUACAUAUUUGGGAGUAUCAAGGAUGUAAACUUUCCCCAAAUAUCCUAGGCGCUGGAUACGAGCCGGAAUCGUGAUACUGACUCUGGUGAAGAUGCUGGUUACCACAACACGUUCUCAAGGCUCGCGGCCACUCCCACAUUCCCAAAAUUCCAGUCCUCGCUCGCGAAGAUCAUUCGUUCCCGCCGUACCGAUCUCAUGCAAGAGUUCUCCUUCUGGCCUACCAGUCCGCCACGUUCCCUUGGAGGAAUAUUCGAGCUUCGAACAUACACCGUUCUUCCUGGCCAUCUCUUAGAAUGGGAAACGCAUUGGCGCCGUGGCCUCAUAGCCCGCAAAAACGUCAUGGAAGGUGUCGGGGCCUGGUUCUGCCAGAUAGGGUCAUUGAAUACAGUCCAUCACUUGUGGCAGUUUGCCGACCUGCGUGAGAGACAAGUUGCCAGGGAGCAAAGCUGGGGCGAAAGAGGAUGGAGUGAUACGGUGCACAAGACCGUGCCCCUCAUCAAAAAAAUGGAAAGCCGAAUCUUGGUGCCUAUGAGCUGGAGCCCUCUUAGUUAG
Messenger RNA from Tuber aestivum (summer truffle), 1100 nucleotides. Lineage: Eukaryota; Fungi; Ascomycota; Pezizomycetes; Pezizales; Tuberaceae. The record is from the annotation of a GenBank genome assembly.